Molecule: messenger RNA, 963 nt
Organism: Myripristis murdjan (pinecone soldierfish)
Lineage: Eukaryota; Metazoa; Chordata; Actinopteri; Holocentriformes; Holocentridae
Gene: hoxc1a
Product: homeobox C1a
Exons: 2
Coding region: 1-963 (320 amino acids)
Biological process (GO): regulation of transcription by RNA polymerase II
Cellular component (GO): nucleus
Molecular function (GO): RNA polymerase II cis-regulatory region sequence-specific DNA binding; DNA-binding transcription factor activity, RNA polymerase II-specific
Source: RefSeq, a predicted model, not a curated record
AUGACUUCCUAUCAAGAGUUAACGGCCGAAGGGGAGAGUAGCCCUCUGUUCGCGGGCUGCUACCGACCAAAAGAGGUCAUAAACCGGGACCUGGGCUGCAGGACUCAUCCUGAACUCAGCAGUCGUGACGAGGGGAACUUACAGGGGGAAGUUGCCUCGGGAUUUUCUCCGCAUUACCGGCACUUGACCAUCUCGAACAGUCAUGCUGGUAGCGAGGCUUUGACUCUGUACACCUUUUCGGACAGCCCUCCUCCGCCGUCUCACACUCAGGGCUUCUCAGCGCCGGCCUGCCCCCACUCGUCCCGUGUCCCCUGGCGGUGCAGGGCGCAGGGGCAGGGCUCUCCAGGACGCGGACACUGUGCGUCAACUAACGACAACAGCGAGGCGCACUCGGGAUUUGGGUCACUUACAGAGCACAUUCAAAUCUACUCUCACCAUGGGCCUGGGAUUCACGUCGCUCUGGUGGAAAGUUCAGCCAACUUGGAGCCGAGGUGUAACGUAGCCACCGCGGAAGAAAGGAGUAAAACUUUUGAGUGGAUGAAAGUGAAGAGGAGUCAACAUCGGACGAGUAAGACGCACAUGACCUGUGGGUUGAGUAUUGUUGGCUCGGGCCUCGGUCCUGUCGACGGUGGCAGCAGCAUCUGCACGGAUGGCCAUCCCACGGUGAACGGGGCCCCGAGGACGAGCUUCACGACCAAGCAGCUGACCGAGCUGGAGAAGGAGUUCCACUUCAACAAGUACCUGACGCGGGCGAGGCGCGUGGAGAUCGCCAGCGCCCUGCAGCUCAGCGAGACGCAGGUGAAAGUUUGGUUUCAGAACAGACGCAUGAAGCAGAAGAAAUUACAGAGAGACGGGCUGGUCCCCGACCCGGGGCCCCCGGCGCCGCACUCACGCGCCAGCAGUCUGGACACCUGCCCCUCUCCUGGACUGUCCUCUCCAAAACACCUGCCCCUGAACUCUUGA